AUGUUGUGCGGGAUAGUGUACCGGAGAGUGGUGACGCUCCUGUCACCGAUAGAGUGCUCGAUCGACGAUAUUGGUUCUCGGAUCGUGACGAUGAGGGAGGAGGUGCAGGCCGGGAUCGAUCGCGCGAGCGACACGAGGUGCCUCACCAGGCUCGUCCAGGGGAGCGUGUUGCCGCAGGUCAAUGGCGGCGCGGUAGAGGUAGCGGAAACGUUUCUGAAGGCGUUACCACCGGAAGAGGGUAACGCCCUCCCGCCUACAACUCCCUCGGCGGUGGUCGUCGACACCGGCGGGAGCGGGGGGGCCGCCGCCGCUGCAACGGCAGGGACGGCGGCGGCGGCGGCGGAAGCAGGCGGCUGGAGCGGCGGCGGCGGCGGCCGCGGCGGCGCGAAACAGCCGGCGGCGACCGCUAGGCCUCAGCAGCGGUUCAGGCCGAUCGCGCUGAUCAAGGACGACCGGGCUGCGGAGCUCCGAGAGGUUUUGCGGGAGAUGCUGAUCGAGUUCCUCGAGCUGUGCCGGCAGCUGGUGCUCAAGACCCGGACGGUGCUGAACAUUCCGAGGAACGCUCCCGUGGUGGCGCCGAGGGCUGUCGGGGAGGAGAGGACGGCGGAGGAGGUGAACGCGGAGCACAACAUCUUGUGGCAGGGCGAGAUGGAGCGAGGGUUCUCGAAGAUGAUGCAGGCGAUGGAGGUAUACCUACAGGAGGGGGAGGGGUGGGAGGACCUCAAGGCUAGCACCAAGAACUACGCCCCAUGACCCCCCCCCCCCCCCCCCCCCCCCCCCCCCCCCCCCCCCCCCCCUCCCCGCCCCCCAGCGAGCACCGCACCCGCUAAUAUCUUGAAUGCCCACUUUUUCUGAGUUGCGAUAGAAAAGUCGGCCUCCUCGACGUGUUGCCGCCGUUGGUGCGGCAGUGGCGGGUGUGCAGUCGUUGUUGUCGUUUUCGGUUGCUUAGUGAGGCACGCCAGUGCUAGGUUUUUCUUGCUUGCGGGGGCGGGCCCCUUCCGGAUGGCAUGUCACGGUGGGGCGCCCCCGUUCUGUUUGUGUGUUGUGUUUUUUGUAAGGAUUUUGCUUGUGUCCACUUUUGAGUACUGGUCGCCAAGAUUCCAGCCUCCACGCUUUGACAAGGGGUUGUUGUUGUUGAUGUUGUUGUUGUUGUUGUUGUUGUUGUUGUUGUUGUCUUUACAUUAAAAACCGUUCCGAUCUCUCCCUACCCACUACCUUCGUUUGUCGGUACUGAUCCAACACUCGACGGGGUGGGGCGGCGGGAAAGGGUGACCGAGCUUUGCGUGGGUAGAUUCUGGCGCGUUCAUCACGGGGGCGGGGGUGGGGGGGAGGUGACACGUUGGUGGCCCCUCAGACAACAGCAGCUCACCUCUAUUUUCCACCGAUGAACGCGGUUUAAUUUACGCCCCGUAGUUUCCUAUUGGUGUGAUUUUUUGUUUUUUUGUUGUGCCGGGCCCGACGAGAGCGCGUUGCCCGGCUGUUGAGAUUCCGGCGGCUGAUGCCGCAUAGCAGUAGUACAGCACCCGUCCCUGUAAUGAUACAAAGAGCGGAGAAGAGCUGCUGCGGUGCUCAUGGUCACCACGCGCAGACAGGGGCGGAGGACUCUAGCAGCUUAUGAUCUCCUGGGAAAUCAGGAUCAGAAAAUGCAGCAGUUGUUAACCUUGGGAUUGCUUGCUGACUGGGGAGGAUAUGGGGCUGAAAUCAGCCUGUCCGUAGAAAGAACAAGGGCGGGCUGNGGGGGGGGGGGGGGGGGGGGGGGGGGGGGGGGGGGGGGGGGGGGGGGGGGGGGGGGGGGGGGGGGGGGGGGUGCACCGAGAUACUGAGUGCGCGACUCCGAUGCCCUCGCACGUGUGGUGUGGUGUAGAUGGUGCCUUCGCUUUGUGUGGUGAAUAUGUUGUAAAGAUGUCGAUCAGUCCGCAUACGAAAUUAAAUUCUAUGGGUGUGGCGCAGCAGCAGCUGUUUUACUUGGCGAUGUUGAUGUAACAGGAUUUGACUUACGGGUGGUGGUGACGUUCGGCGUCGUUUUUUUUUUAGUAUAUGCGGUGCGUGCGUGUGUGAUUGGUAUGCUGGACAGGGUCUGUCGCAACGCUCUUCGUGAUCCCAGAGCCACAACUCGCCCACGUUUAGUUUCGCGCGCUCACACACGCGGCGUGCAAAAGCAGCAGUGUUUAUAUCAGCUUUUGACGAUAUCAUGUGGAUUUCGGGGCCACGAGUGCCGUUGCGGGGAUUUACUGAUGAGUUCUAGCAGGAGGGGGCAGUUCAUGAAAGGGUUUGUAGGUGGUGUGCCGAGGCUGAACUUCGCAGUGGACGGGGAUGGGGUGGCGGGGCAGAUGCACCCACCAACUCGCGGUACCAGUUGUGCGGCGAUAUUCGCGGCGAAUGUUCGAACGUAAAGAUGUUCGAGAGAGGGUACAAUAAUGGAAGGCACAAAUCGUGAAAUACGUGAUGA
Ectocarpus sp. CCAP 1310/34 is the source of this 2449-nucleotide messenger RNA. Lineage: Eukaryota; Phaeophyceae; Ectocarpales; Ectocarpaceae. The record is from the annotation of a GenBank genome assembly.